AUGGAGAAGGUCUCUGCAGCUUGGGCCAUUGAUUGGAGCAUCAAGCUCGAGAAAUCUCUUCGUUCUAAAAACCCAGUUAGAGCCGUUGAAACCAUCUUGGAGACUGGUGAGAAGCUUGAAAAAUGGAGCAAAGAACCAGAACCUUCAAUUGCAGUUUACAAUUUAUUCAAUCUGAUUCCUGAAGAAGAUAGGCUCUUUUCCAAUACAAUCCUAUUGAGGCUAGUUGAUGCGUUUUGUUUUGGGGAUAAGCUCGUUAAGCUUGCAGUUGUUCGGGUUUUUAUGUCUAUGUUCAAGCUAAGCAGAGGGAAGAACAAGAGUGAAUCCGCAACUUGGAUUUUGUCAAAGGCUAAGGUCCAUAACCACUUGGAGAUUCUUAAACGAGUCAAGAAUGUUUAUGAUAAAGGUGAUGCCGAGGCAAAAGCUCUGGCUUUGAUUCUGUUUGGCUGUUGGAGAGACUUCGCUAGCGAGUUUGCUCCAGUACGGUACUUGAUUUUCACCAGUAUGGUUUCUUCACAUGAUCUGGAGGUGAGAUCAUCUCUGUUUGCUGCAGCUUGUUUUUGUGAGGUAGCAGAUGACUUUGCAUUGGUUGUUAUGGGGAUGUUAAGUGACAUGGUGAAGUUCCCGGAACUAAUGCCAAAGACCAGGUUAGCUGCUGUGCGAGUUUUUGCAAAAAUGGGAUGCUCGCAUGCAAUUGCUAAUAGAGCAUUCAAGAUCUGUAUGAAGCUAAUGCUGGAGUCCUCAGACGAGGAUAAUUUGGUGCCAUUCCUGGUUUCCAUGACAAAGCUUGCUUCAAGUUCUACUCACCUUACUUCUGAACUGGCAGAGAUUAUCAUCCCAUUUUUGGGUGAAGAUAAGACCUCUCAUGUUCGAGCUGCGGUACUAAGAUCUCUCCACUUUCUCAUUAGAAGAGGAAUGUGCUUCUCUCUUGUCCAUGAAAGCGAAACUGCAAAAUUUGCCAGCUUACUAAACCAAGCAGAGCUCUCACUAGAUAUGCAACUUAAAGCUCUUCAAAUUUUUCAAAAGAUACUCAUCUACAAACUAGUUGUGGCUGAUGCAUCUGAAUUUCAUCAGCUCAUAGCUAUUGUUGAGAAUGCAUCUCAUAUUCAGAUCUUCUCAAGCAGUUGUUUAGCUAUCAGUAUUUUGGUGGAUAUAUGGAAACAAAUAGUCCGGACAGCAGAAAUAAGAUCAAUUCAGUUUUCUUCUACAUCUCUGCCGCUGCAUCUCGUUGUAUUAGUCAUGGAAAGGGUCACCUUGUUGGGAAAACUAUGCGCAGAUCCGUUUCAGGUUGACUAUGAGCUAGUUGGUGCGGUUCAAGAACUCUUCAAUCUUCUCCUACAAUUAGUUGGAAAUCAUUCUGAAAUGAGGUUGAUAGUUCUUGACAAAGUCAAGUUAUUCGUAGAGUAUAUUGUGAACUUAACUGAUGGCUUAAGAAAAACAGAUGGAGCUCAUGAACUGCUGCUUGGUGUUAUCAGUUAUAAAGGCAAAAGAGGGUCGGUGGUCGUGAGGUCAGAGCUUAUAGCAUCGAUACACAAGUUCCUGAUAGUGCUCUUGGAGAAUCUGGACGGUGAUGGUCCUGUGUUAUCUCAAGUUUAUGAAAAAGUUAAGCUUCUAACUGAGAGCGUACGUUCAUGCAGCUUCUUCGAUUGCCACACGAAAAUGAUAUUCACUCUGCUAUUACAUUCUCCAAUUCUUUGGGGAUCCCCUGUGAAUGGAAAUUCAUGCGCUUCACAUGUUGCUGAUAUAGUGAACUACGGAAUUGUUUCUCUUGAAUGUUCGAAUCAGAUUUUAACUGAGAGAAACUACUGGCCUGCGUACAGAGCUGGGGUUUACGCAGCGCGUUUGGGUGCAUGGGUCACAUCUGCUUUGAUAUUUGAUCAGCUUAAGACCAAUGUCAAGUCUGAUAUCAACUGUUGUUGGUUAAAGUCAUUAACCUAUUUAUCUCAUGCUGAAGGGAAAUUCCAACUGCUUCUCAUGCCAAGUGAUAGUAUCAAGUUAGUUAACUGGUUGAGAAGUAAGAGUUGUUUACCAGAACUCUCCAAAGAUGCAUCAGGAGAGUUUGCCCAUUGUGAAGCUCUUCAUGAAGCACAUAUGAAUUUACAAUCGUCUCUGGGAAUGUUGGGGAAUAUUAAAGCAUCGAGUGAAGUUUUCUGUUUCCAAAGGUGGUUCUUGGUUCUAAAGACUCGGGUACUGGAAACUGUGAUUGAUCUUGUUGAACACCUCGGGCUGCUUAACCAAGACAACAAGAAGCAAGUAGAGGAAAAGUUCUUGACUGGUUGCAAUUCUCUGCAACAGCUUCCUCGAAUUGCUGUUCAGCUACAAAAGCUGGCGAAGGAAUUUGAUAUGUUAGCGACGUGUUUUAUUGACAUAGACGAUAGCAGCUGUUCCAUUAUCGCAACUCUUUCACUAAGCUGUUCAGUUCUUGCUUUUGCUUCUGGAAGUGUUCUUUUCCUUCCAGGUUUUUCUUUUCAAGAAACUUUGGCUCCUUUCAGUUCACAAAGUGGUGUACGCUCGAGGCUUGUACAAGACUUAGUUCAACGGCUGUGGAAAAUAGACCCUGAAAUCUGUGAAAAGCUUAACAUACUCGUGAAGGAAAACGAAUCAUUGAACUGUUUCCACCUGCAACCUAGGAAUCAGGUGUUGAGAGUCUGUGACAAGGUGAAGGUGUUACUCUCUAUUUGCAGUGAUGCUCUUUCAUGCAUUUAUGGAUUGCAGAAGCAGACAAAUUCAACGCCCAAAGAGGACAUUAUGUCUCUGAUUACCAAAAGUUGCAGGAAUCUACUGUCACAAGGAAUUAUGAGAUGGAUGCAGAUUCCUUUUGGCAUUCCAAAGUAUUUCUUCAACAUAAGGCCUUGUGUUGGUGUUGAGCUAUUUGCUCUUAGUUCAGACAACAGCAAGAGUACUCCUGAUACAAUUUCAGUGGAACAUGGGUUUCAACUGUCACUUGAUCUUUGUCUUCAGUUGAAAAACAUACAACAACCGAGAGCCCCUGUUCGACUAACCAAACUGUACUGUCUUCUCUAUUCAAAACUAGCUUAUCUUACCUCAACUCAACAGGGUGAAACCAACAGAAACCAAAAGUGUUGUUAUUCCCCUUGGAGAGAUGAAGAUCUGGUAGAAAUGAGUAACAAGCUGUUUCAUCAUGCUGUAACGUCUGGUAAGAAGCCGGGAGUUUCAGGUCGAUUUGAAUGGAACAACAGUGGUGGUGUUUCUGCGAUUGUGGAGUUCGAACCAAAUGAGAGAGGACAAGGGUUUUCGAGCUGCUUGCUAGACGUUUCGCGUUUCCCGGUUGGUUCAUAUCAGAUAAAAUGGCUAAGCUGUUGCAUUGAUCAACAUGGUUCUUACUGGAAUCUUCUACCUCUUAAUGGCAAACCUGUGUUCACCGUCAAGAAAGCUUCAUGA
This is a messenger RNA of Microthlaspi erraticum, 3399 nucleotides long. The record is from the annotation of a GenBank genome assembly. Lineage: Eukaryota; Viridiplantae; Streptophyta; Magnoliopsida; Brassicales; Brassicaceae.